Messenger RNA from Abrus precatorius (Indian licorice), 1126 nucleotides. RefSeq names its product protein GLUTAMINE DUMPER 3. NCBI's taxonomy places the organism in Eukaryota, Viridiplantae, Streptophyta, Magnoliopsida, Fabales, Fabaceae. Gene Ontology annotation, biological process: regulation of amino acid export. The transcript has a single exon. The record is from RefSeq and is a predicted model, not a curated record. The coding region runs from base 72 to 575 and encodes 167 amino acids.
UUUUCCCUCUCACAAUAAUUCCCUUUCUUCUUUUUUCUUUCCUCUGUUCUCUCUGUUUCAUAUAAACAAAAAUGGCUGCAUACAGAGAACCCAUGAACGUGAACGAGAGAGCCCCUGUUUCCGCGCAACAACCACACUCGCCAUGGCAUUCUCCUGUUCCUUACUUGUUCGGUGGCUUAGCGGCGAUGCUGGGUCUCAUAGCUUUCGCUCUGUUGAUCCUUGCAUGUUCCUAUUGGAAGCUCUCGGGGUACCUUGAUGGGAACGGGGAAUCAGAGCGAGACCUGGAAGCUGGGGAGGGAAAAAACGAGCAAGACCAGAAACCGCAGACAGCGUAUGAGGAGAAGAUCUUGGUGAUUAUGGCGGGGCAAGAGAAACCAACAUUCUUAGCCACUCCGAGCAUGUCUUCGAGCACCAGCACUAGCAGGUCGUCUUCUUUCGGCGACAACAGCAGCACCUGUACCUGUGAACAGAGCCAAAAAUCGCAGGAAACGGCACAGACCGUGAAACAGGGAAGCGGCGGGACCACGGAAACACCACACACAGACACAGACACCUCGUCAGAUCAAAACAGUUGAACUGCAUCGCCACAUGUUUGUUCGGGAAUUUGUUUUGUAGCUGGGUUGGUAAAUGGUAAUUACAUGAAAAAAAUAGCAAAGCUCGUGAAGCUGGUUUUUGGAACUUUGUUUUAGGUGUCUCUAUUUGCAACUGAGCUUGCAUGUUCAACAAUUGGUGGGAAUUGAUUUAGAAAUUAGAAUUAGAUUCUUCUUACUCUCUCUCUCUCUUUUUUCUUUUCAUGUGUAUAUUAUUUCGGGAAUGUAAAUUCGUUGAGGUGGAAUGGAAAGCCUUGUUGUUUCACAAUUUUAGUUUUGGUUUGGUUUAGUUUGGUUUUUAGAUAAGAAUUGUAAGAGGGAAUUUUAACACACAGGAGGGCUAGUUUUGGCAGAAAAAGAGAAGGAAAAAGAAGAUGAGGUACCAUAUGUCCGUGGUGUCUUAGUCGUAUUAUGAAGAAGGUAACGUGUAAAGCCGUAUAUGCAAGCAAGAAUAGAAGACUUGGUGUAUGUGUGAUGUGUUUGAUGCGGCGAGAAGAAGCCGUGAAAUGAAGUAGCCGCACUGUUCCUCGUGGCAC